AUGACAGAACCAGCCAGGCUUUCUGCAGGUGCAGAGCAGAUGGAGGAACAAGAGAGUGCUGCAAUGCAGUUGAUGAAGCAUGAAAAGGAAGCUGGGGUUCCUUCUAAUGAACUUUCUUCAGCAAAUGCAGCCACUGACCAGAAAGGGCAGCCUGCAUCAGAAAUAAGAAGCAGCUACGGGUACCAUAGUACAGCGAGACCUGAAAACUCAGAUAUGAGUAAAUCACUCAUGACAGAUCACGAUGCAUCUAGAAACUCUGAGCUCAAUCUACCUGUGUAUGGUAGUUGUUCAGCAAUGGAGUCAUCUGAGGACAGUGAGGAGGACAUGUAUCGUGAUGCAGAGGAAAUAGAGAGAGAGAAAAUACUACUUUGUGAGACAAGCUCUUCAGAAUAUAAACUAAGUGUUGCACCUGAAAUGGACAUCAUGGAGUAUUGCAGAAAAGAAUGGAGAGGAGACACACCAGUAGCAAAAAGAAUGAGAAAGGGAUAUGAAGCAGUUGCUCAGAAGUUUGCAUCUAUAAGGAGGGUACGAGGUGAUAACUAUUGUGCUCUCAGAGCAACUCUGUUCCAGGCACUAAGCCAAGCUACCAAGUUACCAAGCUGGAUGGAGAUUGAGGAUUUUACUAUGCUUCCUGAAAAAUUAAUAAGCAAAUAUAACUGGAUCCAACAAUGGCAGCUCAAACAGAAACUGGGCAGGAAGAUGGGAGAAAUAAGUGAUGAAAUUAAAGAAUAUUUAAUCCUUCUAAGGAAAAAGUGGAAGAGUAUAAGUGAAAUCAAGGGUUCCAUUGAGAAACAAACAGCUUGUGAAAAACUGUUUAAAAAUGAAGAGGAGGAGUAUAGUCUCUAUGAAGCGCUGAAAUUUUUGAUGCUUAACACUGCCAUUGAAUUAUACAAUGAUGAUAAAAAUGGAAGGAGAGUUCCUGUCUUCUCAUGGUUACUGUUUGCACGGGAUACAUCUAGCAACCCUUGUCAGUUAAUGCAUAAUCACUUGAAUCAUAUUGGUCACAAUGGAGGCCUCGAACAAGUGGAAAUGUUUCUCCUUGCUUACACUCUGCAGUAUACUAUCCAGGUGUAUCGACUGUAUAAAUACAGUACUGAUGAAUUCAUCACACUUUAUCCCAAUGACCCAGAGGAGGACUGGCCUGUGGUGAUUCUCAUAACAGAAGAUGACAGACAUUAUAAUAUUCCAGUCAGAAUGUACCAAGAGACUAGGCUGUGAACAAGUUAUUUUUGGCAGACAAACCUGUGCUGCUUAUUGAGAUUUCCAGUGCUGUUUGGAAACAUGAUGAUGAUGAAAUCCACAUGAUAAAAUCUACAACUUCAAAUCCGU
Chaetura pelagica (chimney swift) is the source of this 1329-nucleotide messenger RNA. It is a transcript of the gene OTULIN, whose product is annotated as OTU deubiquitinase with linear linkage specificity. Gene Ontology annotation, molecular function: cysteine-type deubiquitinase activity. Gene Ontology annotation, biological process: protein linear deubiquitination. The coding region runs from base 1 to 1218 and encodes 405 amino acids. The transcript is spliced from 7 exons. NCBI's taxonomy places the organism in Eukaryota, Metazoa, Chordata, Aves, Apodiformes, Apodidae. The record is from RefSeq and is a predicted model, not a curated record.